Pediculus humanus corporis (human body louse) is the source of this 909-nucleotide messenger RNA. RefSeq lists its product as uncharacterized. The coding region runs from base 1 to 909 and encodes 302 amino acids. The transcript has 3 exons. The record is from RefSeq and is a predicted model, not a curated record. Lineage: Eukaryota; Metazoa; Arthropoda; Insecta; Psocodea; Pediculidae.
AUGAUGGCGCUCGAUAAGAGCAUGAAAAAAAAUAACGGAGAUGAAAAUAAAUCCCUGGAAAAAAAAAUGGCGAAUCUGACGACGAAUGACAAUUCGGAUGCGGCGGAAACGGGAAACGGUGAUAAACCUCUGCCGAACGUAAAACAACCCAAAGUCGUCGUUUCGAAGGAAAAAUCUUCGCUUUCCGCCGCGAGUAAAAGACCAUCGUCCUCGAGGUGUUUGUCCAACUUGGCCAAGAUAAACGAAGACGAAACGAACGAUGAUUCGUUUUCGAAGCCCAACAUGAAAAUCGAAUCGAACUUGAAAAAUUUAUUCGUGCCGUUCAAUAAUAAUAAUAAUAAUAGUGGUAGCAGUAACAGUUCGAAACGAGGAUUUAAAAUUUUUCCGAGGAGUUUGUCGAACGCGUACAAUUCGAGAGGACAGAGAACGAUGGUUUUGGAAGUGAAAACGGAUCCGAGCACUUGUUGCGUUCACAGGAAAAGUGCGUCGAAAAACGGCGGUAAAAACAAUUCGAGGAGGUGCGUGACGUCACAGUACGUGGCACUCGGCGACGGAAACUGGAGUCUCCAAAGCCCGAGUAAUUUUCAGGCUUUGCUCACGGGAUCUUGGACUUCCAUCGGGAAAAGCACCGUUUUCGGUUCCAGACCGUCUGCCGUAAAUGUUAAUAAAAAUUCAUCAUUAUCAUCAUCAUCACAAAAUUACGUUUCGUCGAAAACGGGAUGUUUUUCAAAGGUUUCCGUACCCGUAACGCAACCCGUCAAUGGAAAUUCGAAUUACGACGAAAACGAUGAUCAUUGCAACGUCGUUAAGAUAUGGAUAUUUUUGGGUGAACCACUCGGGAAAAUGCAUGUUGGUUAUCAUCAUCGAACUGUUCUUAUUUGGUCGUUUAGUCUUAGUUUCGUACGUUGA